AUGGCAACACCAUUCAACAUAACAGUAGUCAAUGUUUAUGCUCCAACAUCUGACGCCUCAAGAGAAGAUAUUGAAACAUUCUACGACGACUUGGAAGGUACAAUAUUAAAAACUCCGAAAAAAGAUAUACUUAUCAUAACUGGUGAUUGGAACGCAAAGGUGGGUGAUGACAAUGCACGCUGGGAGUGUGCAAUGGGCAAAUAUGGCUAUGGAAAACGAAAUGAACGUGGUGAACAAUUAUUAGAAUUCGCAACAUCACACAACUUAUUCAUUUGCAACACAGCAUUUCAACAAAAAGCAAGUCGAAAAUGGACAUGGGAAUCACCAAAUGGUUUACACAAGAACAUGAUUGAUCUAAUAUUUAUCCAAAAGCGCUGA
Messenger RNA from Rotaria sordida, 378 nucleotides. The record is from the annotation of a GenBank genome assembly. Lineage: Eukaryota; Metazoa; Rotifera; Eurotatoria; Philodinida; Philodinidae.